AUGAAAUAUCCAAAGAAGCCCAGUAAUGGAGAGACAGCUGGUAAUACAGCCCUCCGUGGUUAUGAAGGGAAAUCAACUGCUACAAAUAUGAACGAAGGAAAUUUUAUCCGAUCUGUACGACUCGUGACUGAAUUUGAUCCAAUUAUAUAA
Cinara cedri is the source of this 150-nucleotide messenger RNA. NCBI's taxonomy places the organism in Eukaryota, Metazoa, Arthropoda, Insecta, Hemiptera, Aphididae. The record is from the annotation of a GenBank genome assembly.